CAACUUGUCAAAGUGUCUGAGAGGGCUGGAAGGGAGGCGCCACGGUGGCAGAUUGAACUACACUUCCCGGCGUGCCGUGCGCGGCAGCGUGACCCGGAAGUGUCUGCACGUGUGGUGUGAUGGCUGCCUGCAGAGCGCUGUGGAGGGCUGCGGUGGACCUGUCUCGCCCCCGGUGGGCACCGGCGAGGAGUUACGCCAAGAAAGCGGUUGUGAAGGGGAAGGGGAAAGGAGUUGCCAAAGAAGUUCUUAAAGGACCUGAAAUUUGCAAAGACCCAGCAAUCUUGACUACACAUGCUAUGGGGGUCAAUAUUUACAAAACUGGGCCAGAAGUGAAAUUAAAAGAUGAUUCUGAAUAUCCUGAAUGGUUAUUCCAGAUAGAUCUAGGACCACCAAAAACAUUGGAAGAGCUGAAUCCAGACACACCUCAGUAUUGGAGGCUGCUCCGCAAGUUGCACAUGUGGAGGAACAACAGACUUGCCAAGAACAAAAAAUUUUGAUUGGUAGACAUGAGGCUUGAAAGACACUAUUCCACUGUCAUCACUGGCACUUGCUGUUUUCAGUGGGUCCUCCUGUCCUCUUUACACGAACCCAAAUAAAUUAUUUUUUACUUUGCAAAUCAGGAA
Messenger RNA from Pelobates fuscus (common spadefoot toad), 623 nucleotides. RefSeq names its product mitochondrial ribosomal protein L54 (gene MRPL54). The coding region runs from base 120 to 497 and encodes 125 amino acids. The transcript is spliced from 3 exons. Gene Ontology annotation, molecular function: structural constituent of ribosome. The record is from RefSeq and is a predicted model, not a curated record. NCBI's taxonomy places the organism in Eukaryota, Metazoa, Chordata, Amphibia, Anura, Pelobatidae. Gene Ontology annotation, cellular component: mitochondrial large ribosomal subunit.